AUGGCGAACAAGAUGGACACGACAUACGAUUACUCGGUGGUGCACCCUGGAGCUAAUCUGAACAUGAUCGUUGGAGCCAACGGAACUGGCAAGUCCAGCAUCGUGUGUGCCAUCUGUCUGGGUCUGGCCGGCAAGGCCGCCAUCCUGGGCCGAGGCGACAAGGUUGGGCUCUAUGUCAAACGCGGCUGCAAUAAAGGAUUCGUUGAGAUCGAACUGUACAAGACUGAGGGUAAUGUAGUGAUACACAGAGAGAUCCAUGUGGAGAACAACCAGUCACUGUGGAUGCUCGAUGGAAAGAUCUGCAGCCAGAAAGCAGUGGAAGAAGUUGUCAAGGCUCUGCAAAUCCAAGUCAGCAACCUCUGCCAGUUUCUGCCUCAGGAAAAAGUUUGGAGAGUUUGCAAAAUGUCCAAGAUUGAGGUUGCUGGAGCAAGCAGAGAAAACAUUGUGAAGGAGGGGAAGGCCAGUUUCCUGGAGAAGGCCAAGCAGAGGAAUGAGAGGAACAAACAUGAUGUGAAGCUGUCUACUACGAAAAGAAGAGACCACCUGGACAAGCGACGCGCGCCCAUGCUGAAGGAAGAUCAAGCUGAUGAAACCAGUCUGAACCCUCUGAGGCCCAAUAUAAAGGGUCAGACUGAUGCCAUCAAAGAAGCCUCUUUGAAGUGCAAGCAGAAAAAGGAUCAGUUGGAUCGAAAAAACAAAGAGAUUGAAAAUAUUAAACAAACACAAAAGAUUAAGCAGUUUGAAGCGGCAGACCACCAGAAGGGAAUCAGCAACACCAGGAGGACCAUUGACGCCUUUAAGGCAGAGCUCGCCAAAGUUACAGACCAACCCGACGUGAUGCCGCAGAUCAACGCCGUCAAUAUCGAGCUGAGGCAAAUCCGAGAGCAGAGAGCCCAGAUCGAAGGGGAGAAGUCCGACCUACGCAGGGACAAGGACAACCUCCAUGCUGAAACAAAAAUGUUGGAAAGAAAGCUCAGGGACAUGAACAACAUGAUGAAUGUCAAAGAGGAGAAGCUGAGAGGACGCCACAGGGACUCACACGCUGCCCUCCAGUGGCUCAGACGGAACAGACAAGUCUUUGAAGGGAAUGUCCAUGAGCCAAUGAUGCUGGUCAUCAAUGUGAAAGAUCCUCGCUUUGCCAAGUAUGUGGAGAACCACAUCUCCUUCGCGGACCUGCGGGCUUUUGUCUUCCAGAGAAAGGGCGACAUGGAGAAGUUCAUGAAAGAGGUCCGUGACAAGAUGAACCUGAGGGUGAACGCCAUUUGUGCUCCAGAGGUGUCGUGUUCUAAUAAACAGUCGUCAAGAAAUAUUGAGUCCCUAAAGCAUUUUGGGUUCUUCGCCUACCUUCGGGAGAUGUUUGACGCGCCUGAUGAGGUGAUGAGUUACCUCUGCCAACAGUACAAGGUGCACGACGUCCCGGUGGGCAAUGAACAAACUAAAGCCAUGAUCAAAAGGGUGAUUGAGGAGCCCUACCUCAAGGUGUUGUACACAACAGAGGAGAGGUACACAUUGAAGAGGUCCCAUUACUCAAACUCGAUCAGCACCAGUAACUCUGCAGUGUACCCCUCUCAGUACCUCUCCAUCACUGUGGACGCUAAAGAGAAGCUGCAGCUGGAGCAGCAGAUGAAGGAAUGUGAGUCCAAGUUACGGGACAUUGAUGAGCGGCUGAAGGCCUUGCAGGCAGAAGCCGUCACACUGGAUCGGCGUGACAACGAGCUAUUGGCCGAGAAGAAGAGCCUCUCUGAAGUGAAAGGCAAAAGGAGACAACUGGAGCAGAAAAUCAGUUCCAAACAGGACAGUCUGAGGCAGAUGGAGCAGAACGUCAUUGACCUGCAGACGAUUGAAGUUAAGACAAAAGAGAAAGUUGCAGCUGUCAAUCAGCAGAAAGUUUCCCUAGUCGCAGGGAUUAUGGAGCAAAUGAAGCUGAAGGUGAAGCUGACCAUGGAGAAGGUGUACCUGACUCUGGAGACGGUGGGGCUGAUGGCGCAGAAGAGCAAGUUGGAGAAUGAUUGUAGAGAAAGCGCCUCUGAACUCCAGACCACUGAUCAAACAUGUAUCCGUCUGGAGCAAAGGAAGGUUCAGCUGACAGAACUGUGCAAAGGCCUGAUGAAGAAAGCCAAGUCAAUCUGCAGGAUGCAGCAUGACGAGUCCUUACCAGAAGAGCUGCAUAAGGCUUUCAGUACACUGCCUGACACGCUGGACGAUAUCGACACCAUGCUGAACGAGGAGCGGUCCAGAGCGGAGUGCUUCACUGGCCUCAGUGAAAAUGUAAGAGCACAGAAAAAUUGUAAUUGUCACCCCAUUAAAAGCUCUCUUUCCUAUCAGGAGGAGUACGACAAGUAUGGGAUCAGAAUCCGUGUGAAGUUCCACAGCAGCACUCAGCUCCACGAGCUGACGGCGUACCAUCAGAGCGGAGGAGAGCGCAGCGUCUCCACCAUGCUGUACCUCAUGGCCCUGCAGGAGCUCAACCGCUGCCCCUUCAGGGUGGUGGACGAGAUCAACCAGGGAAUGGAUCCUGUAAAUGAGAGAAGAGUCUUUGACAUUGUGGUCCGCACGGCCUGCAAAGAGACGACAUCGCAGUACUUUUUCAUUACACCCAAACUGUUGCCGAAUCUUCAGUACGCUGAUGAGAUGACCGUCCUUUGUGUCCAUAACGGCAGCCAAAUGCUUCCUCCCAACCUAUGGGACGAGAAGGCCUUCAUCAGGCGCGCUCUCAGACGACAAGCUAAGCCAUGAAUCCAUCCCCGGACGUGACCUACAUGAUUACAACUGUUUCCUGUUCAAUGAGUUCCAAAUAUACAGCUGAAAAAAUAAAUAGGUUAAUCAUUUAUUGAAGUAUAUUAAGGUUUAAUUGUUUUGUGGAACGUUAGAUAUUGUUGUCAAGGAGUCAAUUGCACAUUUUCUUUUCUCAAUAUACCUCCGUUUAAUCCAUUCCUCAAGAGUUGACAUGGGAGUUUUGUAUAUUUGUAUAAAAUAUUCAGCUGUUUCAGGCUUUUUGUUUAUGUUUGAAUAAAUUAAGAAUGUUCUUUAAAUGUUGAAGGUAAAAUAAAAGAUGCACGUUUUUGCCACAUUA
This is a messenger RNA of Notothenia coriiceps (black rockcod), 3073 nucleotides long. It is a transcript of the gene smc5, whose product is annotated as structural maintenance of chromosomes 5. Bases 1 to 2736 code for a protein of 911 amino acids. Gene Ontology annotation, cellular component: Smc5-Smc6 complex; nucleus. The transcript has 22 exons. NCBI's taxonomy places the organism in Eukaryota, Metazoa, Chordata, Actinopteri, Perciformes, Nototheniidae. Gene Ontology annotation, molecular function: single-stranded DNA binding. Gene Ontology annotation, biological process: double-strand break repair via homologous recombination. The record is from RefSeq and is a predicted model, not a curated record.